AUGAUUCGUAAUGGUAUUAAAUAUUCAAAUCAAUCAGUAUCAACUGGUGAUGAUUAUCCUCUAUGGUGGCUUCAACUUUCAACUCAUAGAGUUUUAUCUGAUUUUAUUACAUAUCAUGAUGAACAACAGAAUACGAAUUUAACUUUUAUUUCUUCAAAACAACAAGAUCAAUCAAUUCAAACAGUUACUGAACAAGAUACAGAAAUUGAGCGCGUAAAAUAUCGAACAUCAUCAUCAAUAGAAUCAUCACCUAUUCGAAAUUCUUCAUCUUCUGUAAUUAUAAAUAAUCAUUAUGAAAUUAUUGAUAAAAUUGAUGAUGGAAACAAUGCAAGAAGAUUAUUACCUUGGACUUAUCAUCAUCGUCAAAAAAUUGGUUCAUAUGGUGAUUUAGAUCCUCAUUUAAGUGAUUCUCAAUGUAAAACUUCAUCAAUUUGUGAAAAUGAUCGUUUACGUCAAGAAAGAACAUUAUCAAAAUAUUCCGAUACUGGUUAUAAUUCAUAUGCAUCAACUAUUGAUCAAUCAUCAUGUUCAACACUUAGUCCUUGUAGUAUUCUAGUUCCAUAUCGUUAUUAUACUAAUACAACAAAUCAAAGAAUACAAACAAAAAGUUCAGAAAAUACAUCAACAGCUGUAUUAGCAACUUUAUUUGAAAGAUAUGAAAGAACAUUACGUGAAAGACAACAGCCUAUUGCAAUUGUUAAUAAUGAAUUAUUAAAUAUUGAUGAUAUUAUUAAACAUUAUAGAGAAAAACUACGAAGUUCAAUAACAACAAAAUCGAAUACAACAGCACAACUUUAUCAAGACAUAUUUGCAUUAUCAUCUCAAUCAAAAGAAGAAUGUUCAUCAUCAUCAGAAUUAGUAAAUCAUUUAACAAAAAUAAAAUAUCGAUCAAUACCAAAUAGAACACCUAAAGAAAUGCUUAAAGGUUAUAUUCCAUCACCUCGAAUAUUUAUACCAAAUUCAAUAUUAAGUUCUCUUCGACGACGACAACCACGUUUUGAUUAUUGUGAUUUAUAUUUAAAUGAUUAUAAUAAAAAUUCACUACGGAUUCGUUAUAAUGAACAACAUAUUGAUCAAAUACGAAAACGUAUUGAUUUAAUGUUACAAAAUGAUGAUAAUGAAGAAAUUAAAUUUUUAUUAUCGAAUAUAGAUCCAAUAAAAAAACGUACUGGUGAUAAUCUUAUGAGAAAAUCCAAACGUCGAAAUCAUAUAACUAAUUAUUAUGAUCGAAUUCUUUUACCUCAUCGAUGUAAUUUUCGUUUACCGUGUCGUCUAAAUCAACCAUUAUCAAAGUCUUCUCGUUUAUUAACACGAAAUAUAAUACGAUCAACACCUCUAAUAUCAAAAUCAGUACGAAUUUCAACUAAUCAUGAUUAUAUUCCAAAUAAAACUCAUCUUCAUAAACAAACAUCAUCAUUAAAAACUCUUUCUCGACCAAGUGUUUCAGUUUUACGUCGUAAUUAUUCAACAUUAACACCACGUUUACGUCGAUUAGUUGAACCAUCACAUAGAUGGAAAAGUAAUAUUGAUCGAACAGUUUAUAUACUUGAACAAUUUAGUAUUCCACGUUAUUAUCGUUUAUAUACUGAUGUUACUUUUAGAGAAAUUUACAAUUUUUCACAUAUACUUCAAUCAUAUUUAAAUCAUAAUCUAUUAACUUCAAAAGAUUAUUCAUCGAUUAUUAAAAACUUUGCAUUAGAACAACAAUUACCAACUAUAACAAGCGUAGCAUAA
Molecule: messenger RNA, 1734 nt
Organism: Rotaria sordida
Lineage: Eukaryota; Metazoa; Rotifera; Eurotatoria; Philodinida; Philodinidae
Source: the annotation of a GenBank genome assembly